Knipowitschia caucasica is the source of this 1533-nucleotide messenger RNA. Lineage: Eukaryota; Metazoa; Chordata; Actinopteri; Gobiiformes; Gobiidae. The record is from the annotation of a GenBank genome assembly.
AUGGUGGGUGGGGAGUUGGGGGGUUUGAUGGUUGGGGGGAUGAGGAUAGGAGGGGGGGGAAGGUGGAAGUAUGUUAUGGUUGGGUGGGUGGGAAUAGGUGUGGGUAUGUAUUGGGUUUGUGGUGGGGGGGUGGAUUUUGGUGUGGGUGGUGUUGUUGGAAGGGUUGGUUUGUGGGUGGGUGGGUGGUGUAGGGGAUUGGGGUGGGAUGGGGGUGUUGUGAUUUUUUGGAGGGGGUGGUUUGUGAUGGGGGGGUUGGGAGUUAGGAGGUGGUUUGUGUUUGUUGUUUGUGUGGUUGUUUGGUAUGUUGUGUGGGUUGUUUGUGGGGGGGGGUGGUUGGGGGGGGGGGUGGGGGUGUUGGGGGUGGGGUGGGGGUUGGUGGGGGGUUGGGUGGGGGGGGGGGUGUGGGGGGGGGUUGGGGGUGUGGGGGGAUGGGGGGGUGGGGGUUGGGGGGUGGGGGGGGGGGGGUGGUGUGGGGUGGUGGGGGGGGGGGGGGGGUGUUUGGGUGGUGGGGGGGGGGGGGGGGGGUGGAUGGGUGGUGGGGGGGGGGGGGUGGGGUUAGGGGAGAGGGUGGGUGGGGUGGGAUGGAUGGAGGAUGGUGGGUGGGGGUGGGAGGUAUGGGUGAUGGGUGGUGGGUGUUGGAUGGGAAGUAGGGAGGUGGGGGGUGGGGGGGGGUGUUGGGGUGUUGGGGGGGUGGGGGGGAAAGGUUUGUGGGUGUGGGGGGGGGGGGUGUGUUGUGGUUGGGUGAUGGGUUUGGGUUGGUAUGGGUGGUGUGGUAGGGGUUUGUGUGUUUGGGGGGGGGGUUGGGGGGGGGUUGGGGGGGUAGUGGGGGUUGGGGUGGGGGGGGGGGGGUUGGGGGGAUGGUUGGUGUUUGGGGUGGGUGUGGUGGGUAGUGUGGGGGUUUGUGAGAGUGUGGGGUUGGGAUGGGGUUGGGGUGGUUUGUUUGUUUUGUUGUGGUUUGUGUUGUGGGGGUGUGUUUGGUGGGGGGGGGGUGGGGUUAAGAUUGGUUGGGGGUUGGUUAGUGUGGGGGUGUGGUGGUGUAUGAGGGGUUGGGGGUGGGUGGGGGGUAGGGGUAUGGUUUUGUGUGGGAUGAGGGGUGUGUGGUUUGGGUGUGGGGGGGUGAGAUUUUUGUUUGGUGUUUUUUGUUUGUGUUGUUUGGGUGGGGGGGGUUUUAUGGUAGGGUGUUGUUUGUUGGGGGGGGGUGGGGUAUGGGUUGUUGGUGGUGGUGGUGUGUGGGUGAAGAGGGGAUUGUGUAAGUUGUGUUUGGGGUGUGGGAUGAUGGGAUGGGUUGGGGGGGUUGGAUGGGUUGGGUUGGUGGGAGUUGGGGGUGUGAGGAGGGAUGUGAGGAGGGUGGUGGGUGGUGUGGUGGGGGGGUGGGGAUUGGUUGGUGGGGGUUGGGGGGGGGGGGGUGGUGGGGGAGGGUGUAGGGUGGGUGGGUGGUUUUUUUGGUGGGUGAGGGUGGGGUAUAGGGGGUGGUUGGGGGUGUGGGGGUGGGGGUGGGUUUUGGUGAUGGGUGGGGGGGUUGUUGGGGGUUAG